Pseudophryne corroboree (corroboree frog) is the source of this 2187-nucleotide messenger RNA. RefSeq names its product ribonuclease H1-like. Gene Ontology annotation, molecular function: nucleic acid binding; magnesium ion binding; RNA-DNA hybrid ribonuclease activity. Lineage: Eukaryota; Metazoa; Chordata; Amphibia; Anura; Myobatrachidae. The record is from RefSeq and is a predicted model, not a curated record. Bases 169 to 1065 code for a protein of 298 amino acids. The transcript is spliced from 9 exons. Gene Ontology annotation, biological process: DNA replication, removal of RNA primer.
CAGCCGGCUGUGAGUCUGACACGAGCAUGAUGAAGUAACGUCAUGCAGUGGCGCCGCCGCCGAUUCGCGUUACCGCAAUUUUGGCACUUCUCGCUCUCCGUAGUGCGAUGAGUUGUGUCCAGUGUCUCGAGUGAUUCUGCUGCUCCAGCUUAGUCUGGUGUAUGGGAUAUGUUCCAGACCCCCUUCCGCAUUUUGUCUUCCGCCUGUCUGCUGCAUGCCACCGUACCUGGAGUGUGGAUUAGUGUGCGGAGAAUGUUCUACGCUGUGAGGAGAGGACGGAAUCCGGGAGUCUACAACACGUGGGAUGAGUGUAAGGAACAGGUGGAUCGCUUUCCAUUGGCCAGAUAUAAGAAGUUUGCAUCAGAGGACGAAGCCUGGAAGUUUGUAAGGGACACUGAGAAAGCCCCCUCCAGUUCUAAAGAAAGUAACAGUGAUGUGCAGAACUCGCCUCCACAACAGGUUCAUCAUGAGAAUCCUCCUUCACGGGUCAAAAGACCAUUUCUUCAAACAGCAAGCUCUUCUGUUGGUGUGUCAACUCCUAAACGGAUCAAGCUCAUCGAUCCCAGCUCCCUGCCUUCUUACAAUGGAGAAUUCACUCAUAUGGGCGAUGCCAUAGUUGUGUACACUGACGGCUGCUGUUCACGGAAUGGACGACUUAAGGCACGAGCUGGAAUUGGUGUUUACUGGGGUCAGCACCACCCUCUGAAUGUGGCGGAAAGGCUGGAAGGGAGGCAGACAAAUCAGCGCGCGGAGAUACUGGCAGCAUGUAAGGCGUUAGAACAGGCCAGAAGUCAGAAUAUCGCAAAGCUGGUGCUAUACACGGACAGCAAGUUUACAAUAAAUGGUGCCACUAAGUGGAUACAUUCCUGGAAGAAAAAUGGCUGGAAGCUGGCCACUGGUAAAGACGUCAUAAACAGAGAAGACUUUGAAAAACUGGAGCAUCUUGCACACGGAAUUGAUGUUAACUGGAUGCACAUUCCAGGCCAUGCUGGAUUUCAAGGAAAUGAAGAAGCUGAUAAACUUGCCAGAGCAGGAGCCCAAAAAUCAUCCUUAGGAACCAGCUAACCAGGAUAUAGACUUCUGCAUGUAUAGAGCAAAAUAAACGAACACUCAGUGAGGGCUUAUGUUUUCCAUUAUGUAUCUUUUAUAUUGAUCAUUGUCAAGUCCAGCACCCAAUAAAUCAGUGGUUCUCAAACUCUGUCCUGGGACCCCAAACAGUUCAUGAUUUCCAGGUGAUCUAGCAGGUGCAAAGGUAUAUUCAUUACUCACUGACACAAGAAGAUCCAUGAAACUAAUUAUUUCUCUUGUGAUUCUGUGAGACGACCUGGAAAACACGAACUGUUUGGGCUCCUGAAGACAGAGUAUGAGAACCUAUGCACUAAAUAAUUAUUAGGUCUGACUAACUCCUUACGAUUAUGUAUUGCUUUAAUUACUUGCAAACUAAGCACACCCUACUGUUCUAUGUCCAGUAGAGUAACUUUUUUUUUUUCGUAUCAUUUUUUUUUUUUUUUUUUAUAUAACUGUAUAACAUUGAUCCUGUAUGGACUAAAGCCCCAAAACAUUGUCUGUAUUCAGGUCUGGGGUAAUCCGUAAUGUUAUCCAGUUGAAUCUACUGAACCAGAAUGUCUAGUUUCUGUAUUACUUUUGGAUCAUUUUAAGGUCUAUUUUAUUAAUGGAAUGUAAAUAGUACAAGUGUGUAUAUUUCGCAAAUACUAUAAAUUAUGGCACAUUUUUGUUAUGUACGUGCUGAUUUUUGAAGUUUGAGCUUAAAGCUCCUAGGGGUCAAUCCAAUUUUCCACGAGUACAUUGCGGCAUGAGCAAGUGUGGCUGUAUGCCGCACUUAUGAUGCCAGUGGAUGUUUCCACACUACAACAGCAACUUGCCCCCUCGUGUGUCAUUGGUUUGAGCCCCUAAAGUGUUAUGUUUUUUUGUUUUUUUUAAAUUUAUAUAACCUUGUGCAGAAUCAGUGAUGCAGGUCUGUUUUUCAUCCACAAAUUGUGCCAUAAUGGCUGUAAUUUCUGCACUGAUGGGAAUGGCUCUAGCCCCAGGUCAUAGACAGGUGGCAUGUUGGCUCAAUCUGCUGGUGAAGAUAUUGACACAAUUUGUUGUGGUAUUCAAUCUAGAAUAGGACAAAGAAAGCUUAAUUAAAAAAUAUAUAUUUUCAUUUUAUUAAACAGGCAUAUAAAA